Glycine soja is the source of this 726-nucleotide messenger RNA. RefSeq names its product dynamin-related protein 3B-like. The record is from RefSeq and is a predicted model, not a curated record. NCBI's taxonomy places the organism in Eukaryota, Viridiplantae, Streptophyta, Magnoliopsida, Fabales, Fabaceae. Gene Ontology annotation, biological process: peroxisome fission; mitochondrial fission. Bases 1 to 726 code for a protein of 241 amino acids. Gene Ontology annotation, molecular function: microtubule binding; GTPase activity. Gene Ontology annotation, cellular component: membrane; cytoplasm; microtubule. The transcript is spliced from 9 exons.
AUGAGCUCUUCCGUGAAGAUUUUUGCACCAAAUGUUAUUGAUAUCACACUUGUAGAUCUCCCAGGCAUUCCAAAGGUUCCUGUUGUACGGGGUGAUUCAGAUUGGGCUAACUCAGAACCAAAUGCUCUUCAGAUGGCACGCAUUGCUGAUCCUGAUGGUAUAGAUCUAUCUGUGCAUGACAAUUCUCCUCGCAACUCGGGGAUCCCCGCAGGGACUGCCCCAUUCGGGGCCGUCGAUCGGGGAAAAAUUCCCUGCUGGGACGGGAAUCGGGAUGAAAAACCUCCCGCAGCUAAUUUGGAUAUUCGAAUGAACCGGAGUGUGAAGGAUGCACUUGCUUAUGAAGUUGAAUUUUUUCUCAGUCACCCUGUAUACAGCGGUCUAAGAGAUAGAUGUGGUCUUACUGAACUAGAAAAGAAGUUGAACCGGAUUCUAGCACAACUUAUAAAGGAUGUGCUACCUGGGCUGAGAGCACGUAUAAGCACUUUACUAGUUGCUGUCACGAAGAAGUAUGCAAGCUAUGGAGAGAUCACUGGGAGGGAGCAAGACUGGUCCAGAAUUAGAUGGGCAUUGAAAAGAAGGAUGAUAAAGAAGGAAACACUGGAAUACACAAGUAGAUGUUCUGCUGAAGCUAAGAAAAUGUUGGAGGAUGUCCAGCUAGCAGAUCAUGAAAUUGACAUCAUGGAGAAAGAGGCAGCUGAAAUUCUCAAGGUAAUUCCUUCGUUGUGA